Messenger RNA from Cyphellophora attinorum, 2682 nucleotides. RefSeq lists its product as uncharacterized. Gene Ontology annotation, molecular function: acyltransferase activity, transferring groups other than amino-acyl groups. Gene Ontology annotation, cellular component: membrane. The transcript is spliced from 6 exons. Gene Ontology annotation, biological process: polysaccharide biosynthetic process. The coding region runs from base 1 to 2682 and encodes 893 amino acids. The record is from RefSeq and is a predicted model, not a curated record. NCBI's taxonomy places the organism in Eukaryota, Fungi, Ascomycota, Eurotiomycetes, Chaetothyriales, Cyphellophoraceae.
AUGGCACCCAACGACUACCAUCUUCUUAGCCAGUACUCGGACGAACAUGAAUCUGCUCAUGAUGAACCAGGUCUCGUUGAGUUUGAGUUGAGCGCGAUAAGUGACGAAAAGCCGCCGGCUUUCACAACGUCUCGUCCGAUAGCAGAGCGAUGGAUGCGGGCCGCGACAGGCUUCGUGGGGUUCCUUAAGCCGAGUUUCCUGUUGGCCGAAAGUCAUGCGGAAAAGAGAGUCGAUGGCAGUCUCGCAGCUUUGGACGGUCUACGUGGGUUAGCAUGCCUGUGCGUGCUCAACCAGCACACUACGCAAGUUUUCACGGAGCGGCUGUAUAAGUAUGGUUACAAAACAGCUCCGACGGAUGUCUACUUUCCUCAGUGGCCAUUCGUCAGGAUUUUGUGGACAGGAUCAGCACAGGUUUUCACGUUUUUCGUGCUGUCGGGCUACGUAUUAUCGGUCAAGCCGCUCAAGCAAAUGCGAAACCAAGACCUGUCCGUACUCAAAACGCUGAGCUCGUCUGUGUUCAGGCGCGGCAUGCGACUUUUUCUGCCGUCAAUCGCGGUACUCAUCAUUGUCGCACUUGUGACACUGCUGGGUCUCUAUAAGCUUACCGCUGAAGCUUCGCGUCGCGGUCUUAUUGCAGUCCCGGAGACCUUUGAUCUCUCAGCAUUAACAGCUGACCAGACGACAAACGCCCUUCAGCAAGAUAUCUUGGGUAUGACGAACUUCUUCAACGUCAACGGGUAUGUGCCUAUUCUGCAGCGGAAUUUGUGGACAAUCAAUGCCGAGUUUCGAGGCUCGAUGUUGCUGUUCCUCUUCCAGAUAGGAACAACUCGCCUACAGGGCUGGGUUCGGGCCAUGAUCAGCUUCGGUAUGGUGGUCAUGCUUGGCUACCUGCGAUGCACCCACACUUUGCUCUUCUUUUGCGGUACGCUGCUUGCUGAGCUGGACCUGAUCUACCAGGACUUUCACUCACGAACCACCACCUUACGAGCUGAUGAGAACGCUCUUACUCUCGAUGUGGAACCAGCAUGGCAUUGGGCUUCCCGAACGUCUCUUCAUGCACUAGUACUCAAGAUCACCCAUCCGAAGAAUCCAACAUUUCGGCUUUUCCAUCUUCUAUGCUUCAUAUUCGCCGUCUACAUCAUGUGCGUUCCCUUUUUCGACGCCCAUGGCCCGGGUUACAGUACACUCACCACGUACCUGACGCCUUUCUGGUUUCACGCCGACUCCGAAGCUUAUGCGCUCUGGACAUUGGGAUCCGUACUGCUAUUAUCCUCUGCUACACACUCCAUCGAUAUCCUGCCUCUGUACACGAACAGAUUUUCCCAGUACGUGGGGCGUAUUUCUUUUGCGCUGUACAUCAUUCAAGGUCCGGUUCUGCAAAUCGCCUGCUACGGCAUGCUGCCAAUACUGGAGGACAUCACAGCCCCGAUCGGCGGGCGGCAGACACAGCUUGGGUUCACGGCACAAUGGCUAAUGGCCGCAAUGAUCAGCUGGCCGAUCGUUGUAUAUAUGGCGGACUUGACGUGGCGUGCUCUAGACGUACCUAGUGUUGCUAUCAGUGCUCGCAACGCCGCAUUGACUGUGAUCGAGGCCAGCCAGCGCUUGCACGAACGAUCUGACGCCACCGACGAGGUGCACCGUGCCACAGACGUCGGCCGUAGCGAUUCGCUGAACGAUGAGACCCGGGUCUUUGCACAUGUGUGUGCGCCGGCAUACGCUUUGGAAGCCCUGGACGGAACGACGCUACACUUAUUGCAGCACUUUUCGAACAAGAUCGCUGCGGAGAUGACAGUCAUAGACGACGCGAGCAAUGGCUGGCGCUUCGCGGUCCUCCCCAAGGCUCACGAAGACAGCGUGGUGCGGUUCGCAGUUGUCGCAGCAGCGACUCUCCAUCUGCAGCCGCACGCCUGCUCGUCCGCCUCCAGUACUCAUCCAACUUACACACAGGCCUUGACCGAGCUCCGCAAACGACGUAAUCUGCAAGCACAGACUACCGACGGACAAAAAGCCGUGCUGCUCGCAUUGCUUGUGCUCUUGGCCAUUUCCAUGAUUCAAGGCUCUGCGGACUUCCGAGCAAUGCUGCACCUCAUCGAGACUGCCAUCACUGUAAUCGGCAGCGAAGAGGCUAUCUCCACGGACGAUCUCGGCACCUUCAUUAUCCGCCAGGUCCGAAAAUACCGUGGUUACGCAUCCCCAAUGCUCAGCCAAGCACAAGGCAUCUCCGUACUCAGCCAGACCACCCCUCAGGCUCCCAGUCGCAGCAAAGGCUGGGAAGACUUCAAGUCCUACUAUCAGAUCUACUCGCUCACAGACCGGUCCCUCUCCAUCAUGUAUUACCUCAAUGCUCUCGCUUGCGACAUGUACGUCCAUCGGGCCCAGCGUGGCUGCGGCGGCCGCGGCUUCCAUGAGCAAGUCGAGCUCGUCCGGCAGCAUCUGGACUCCCUCCCCAGCAACUCCCUGUGCGAGCACGCGCUGAUCUGGCCAACGUUCAUUGCUGCACUGGAGAGUGACACACCCAGCCAUAGGGACUAUUUCCGCCGCGCACUGCAGCGCCAUCAUGUGAGGAAUGGGUUUAAGAACAUUCUGGUGGCGUUGGAGUAUCUGGAGGGACGAUGGGCCGAGGAUGGGGUUGAGGUCGAUUGGACGCGGAGUCUGCCUAAAUUGGGAGCUUUUGUGGUUUAA